AUGGUCGUACAGACUGUUGUUCAUGGAUAUCCAUCAACUACUGAUAAUGAAACAGAACUUCUACGGGUCCGAUUGUUGCGUGGUACAAAACUCGGGAAACGUGACUUGUUUGGUGUCUGCUCACCGUAUUGUUUGGUUCGUUUAGAGAAUUCGAAUGGAGAUAUUGUUGAUGAAGUACAGGUGGAGACAAAGAGAAAGACCAGAAAUCCAACGUGGAACAGUGUGUUUACAUUCCGAGUAACACGUUCUUGUCACCUGAAAAUAUUAGUUUACGAUGAGAAUCGAUUGAGAAAAGAUUCUUUGAUGGGAUCUGUGGGGAAGGCGCUGGAUGACGGAAGAAUCUCAACACAAGCACCGAAUCCAGAAGAAUUUCCAUUGCAAGCCGGGUCGUCGGGGAAGGGAAAAAGCAUUGGUUCCCUCUUCCUGAGUUUUCAUUUUAUGCCAUCAUCAACUGAUAACUCUCCAAAUGAUUCUACAAAUGAUUUACAACAAACGACAAGUGGAAUGCCUCAAGGAUGGGAAGAAAGAGAAGAUGGAAAUGGAAGAACGGUUUAUAUUAAUCAUGCUCUCAGAACAACUCAAUUCACUCCUCCUGAAAGUAUUCCAAAUGGCAAUACUGACGCCAUCACGGAACAAUCAGUUAUCGAGGAGACGCGUCGUCGUCGUGACAACUACGAGCAUCGGAGUCAAGUCACUGAUGAGCCAUCCGAUACGACAGUCGUUAGUAACGAGUUGACCGCGAUUGACGACGCGAUGCGAGCGAACUUCGAACAUGGCGGUGGACACGAAGAAGAAGAAGAAGAAGACGAGUUGAGACUCCCAGAUGGAUGGGAUAUGCAAGUAGCACCUAAUGGACGUACAUUCUUCAUUGAUCAUCGCACAAAAACGACAACAUGGACAGAUCCACGAACAGGAGUGGCAGCUAGACUACCGGUUCGAGGAAAGACUGAUGACGAGAUAGGAGCAUUACCUCCAGGAUGGGAACAACGAGUUCAUGUCGAUGGACGUGUCUUCUUUAUUGAUCAUAAUAGAAGGCGGACGCAAUGGGAAGAUCCUAGAUUUGAGAAUGAAAAUAUUGCUGGACCAGCUGUACCGUAUUCCAGAGAUUAUAAGAGAAAGGUUGAAUAUCUUCGCUCCCGUCUUCCGAAACCUAAUAGUAAUAGUGGGAAAUGUGAUAUGGUUGUUCAUCGUGAUACACUUUUCGAGGAUUCAUAUCGACAUAUUAUGGAUAAGAAAGACUACGACUUACGCAAUAAAUUAUGGAUCGAGUUCUUUGGAGAGACUGGACUGGAUUAUGGUGGUGUCACAAGAGAGUGGUUCUUUUUACUUUCUCAUCAAAUAUUCAACCCGUAUUAUGGACUUUUCGAGUACUCUGCCACUGAUAACUACACUCUUCAAAUCAAUCCACACUCGGAAGCAUGUAAUCCAGAACAUCUAUCCUAUUUCCAUUUCAUAGGAAGAAUCAUCGGAAUGGCAAUCUAUCAUGGAAAACUACUCGAUGCCUUUUUCAUUCGUCCAUUUUAUAAGAUGAUGUUGGGCAAAAAGAUCACUCUUUUCGAUAUGGAAUCAGUUGACAAUGCAUAUUAUAACUCGUUGAUUUAUGUCAAAGAUAAUGAUCCAGCCGAUUUGGAGCUCACUUUCUCAUUAGAUGACUCGAUUUUCGGAGAGACUCAAAACGUGGAAUUGAUUCCUGACGGAGCGAAUAUUGCAGUGACAGAAGAGAACAAGGAACAGUAUAUUGAGGCGGUGAUUAGUUGGAGAUUUGUGAAUCGAAUCGAGAAACAGAUGAAUCAGAUUCUGAAAGGAGUACAAGAGGUCGUCCCAUCGAAUCUUCUCCGGCUCUUUGAUGCCAAUGAACUCGAAUUAUUGAUGUGUGGACUUCAGAAGAUUGAUGUGAAAGACUGGAAAGCGAAUACAAUUUACAAGGGAGGAUAUGGACCAAGCAGUCAAGUAGUUCACAAUUUCUGGAAAUGCAUUCUAUCAUUUGAUAAUGAAAUGAGAGCAAGAGUACUUCAAUUCGUAUCUGGAACAUCUCGAGUACCUAUGAACGGAUUCAGAGAAUUGUAUGGAUCAAAUGGUCUUCAGAAGUUUACAAUCGAAAGAUGGGGUAGUGCUGACAUGUUGCCGAGGGCUCAUACUUGCUUCAAUCGUCUCGAUUUGCCACCAUACACCACGUUCAAAGAGCUCAAAUCGAAACUAUUAACGGCUAUUGAAAACUCGGAAAUUUUCUCGGGAGUCGAUUAA
Messenger RNA from Caenorhabditis remanei, 2244 nucleotides. RefSeq lists its product as uncharacterized. The transcript is spliced from 11 exons. The coding region runs from base 1 to 2244 and encodes 747 amino acids. Lineage: Eukaryota; Metazoa; Nematoda; Chromadorea; Rhabditida; Rhabditidae. Gene Ontology annotation, molecular function: ubiquitin protein ligase activity; sodium channel inhibitor activity; protein binding. The record is from RefSeq and is a predicted model, not a curated record. Gene Ontology annotation, biological process: regulation of dendrite morphogenesis; ubiquitin-dependent protein catabolic process.